Molecule: messenger RNA, 664 nt
Organism: Vicia villosa (hairy vetch)
Lineage: Eukaryota; Viridiplantae; Streptophyta; Magnoliopsida; Fabales; Fabaceae
Exons: 1
Coding region: 50-664 (204 amino acids)
Source: RefSeq, a predicted model, not a curated record
CUCAUCCUAAAAUAUUCUAGUACCAAGCUGCCAAUACUUUUACAAAAGCAUGUCUAUUCCACCAGAGUCUCCAUGCAGAGGGUGUGCAUCAAGCUUUAAUCAACCUGUAACACAACAAAACAUACAAGAAGCUCAAAAUAUGAUUGACACUGUUCAAACUGUUAAUUGUUUUAGAAGAAACCCUCCUUUAGCAAACAUAGUAUACAGGCCUGGUGUUCUAGACUGUGAUGUCACCCGCCACUUGUUCCGUUGGGACAGGAGACCUUAUCAGGAGGUCUUUCCAAAUGGCUUCCGAGCAGUUCCUGUACCAGGCACUCCAAUUGACACUCUAUAUGAUUUGUAUGACUAUGUUAAUGAUGCUGGGGCACCUCUUAAUACAAAUAGGCCUAGAAGACAUGUUUAUCUUAGCACCACUCUCAAUACAGAUUGGCGUCCAGAGCCUGAUGUAGAAACACUUCCAGGUGGAGGACAGAUCCAAGCUUACCGCUAUGAGAUCUAUGCACCUGGUGGGAUUUGGGUUGCUGCUACACUUACAAAUUACCAAUACCCUUCUCAAGCUGAAGUCUGCUUUGUUGACGGAAUUGCACGUCAAUACAUUCGAUCUGCUCAGUUAUUCACCAUCACACGCCCUCAGUAUAACCCAGCAACACAGCGAGUUCCGUAA